Messenger RNA from Penicillium subrubescens, 927 nucleotides. RefSeq names its product aldo/keto reductase. Gene Ontology annotation, cellular component: cytosol. NCBI's taxonomy places the organism in Eukaryota, Fungi, Ascomycota, Eurotiomycetes, Eurotiales, Aspergillaceae. The coding region runs from base 1 to 927 and encodes 308 amino acids. The transcript is spliced from 4 exons. Gene Ontology annotation, molecular function: aldose reductase (NADPH) activity. The record is from RefSeq and is a predicted model, not a curated record.
AUGCCCACCAAGUUCAAACUCAACACUGGCGCGGAAAUUCCAGGCAUUGGCUUCGGGACAUGGCAGGACGAGGCGGCCCAGGAAGACGCCGUGACCGAGGCGCUCAAAGCCGGUUAUCGACACAUUGAUACUGCACGAGUAUAUCUCACCGAGAAACCGGUCGGCAAAGCAAUCAAGAAAAGCGGAAUUCCACGUGAAGAGCUUUUCAUCACGACCAAAUUAUGGAACAACAAGCAUCAUCCAGAUGAUGUAGCGCCAGCACUGCGGCAAUCACUCGAUGAUCUGGCAAUGGAAUAUGUGGACUUGUAUCUGAUACAUUGGCCGGUCGCUUGGAAACGCGGAGAUGAGCUCUUCCCCAAGAGGAAUGGUAAUAUGAUUCUUGAGGAUAUCGAUAUCGUCGACACGUACAAGGCCAUGGAGAAGCUACUCAGCACCGGAAAAGUCAAAGCCAUCGGCGUCUCAAAUUUCUCCAAAGCCGAGAUGGAGCGACUUCUACAGAAUACCUCCGUCGUCCCGGCAGUUCACCAGAUGGAGUGUCAUCCCUGGCUCCAGCAGCGUGAAUUCACAACAUGGCACCGCAAGAAAGGUAUCCAUGUCACGCACUACUCUCCGUUCGGUAAUCAGAAUCAGUUCUACGGGGAGAAGGGCUCGAUUGGAAAGUUGAUUGAUGAGCCUGUCCUCGCUGAAGUUGGCAAGCAGUACAAUAAGAGUGCUCCUCAAGUCACACUAGCUUGGGGAAUUACUCAGGGUCAUUCCGUCCUUCCGAAGUCGAAAACGCCGUCGCGGAUUCAGGCGAAUCUUAAGGGCGACUUUAGAUUGUCGCCUCGUGAUAUGGAGAAGAUUCAGUAUAUCGACAAGAAGCUGCGCUUCAACGAUAGUAGUGGAGAGUUUGGGCGAGAGUUCUUUACGGACCUGGAAGGGAAAUAA